Messenger RNA from Dentiscutata erythropus, 744 nucleotides. The record is from the annotation of a GenBank genome assembly. Lineage: Eukaryota; Fungi; Glomeromycota; Glomeromycetes; Diversisporales; Gigasporaceae.
AUGUCAGAAGGAGAACUAUCAGAAGAGGAGGGUGAACCAAAGUUAAAAAAAUAUAUCUCUAUUAAAGAAGUGCCACGUGAACUUUUAAGAGCACUACGUAAAGAAAUCAACCUAAUUACGUCAAGGUUACGACCUGAGCAUCAACUUAAACUUUAUAAAACCUUUGAGGAUCAACGCGACCUUGUUAAAACCUCAAUACUUUCACGAAUCACGAGUGCCUUGGACAAGGAAACAUUCCCAGUAGUCAGUGGUAUAAUUUAUAAAAUGCUACACCAACGCCACCGACAUCAAAGGGAUGAAUUCAUUAAAGGACAAAAAUCGCCAACAGAGGUGGACAAUCAUAAAAGAAGGAGACAUAAAAAUGGUCGUAGAGAUGCGAAAAGAAAACAAAGAGCGAAAACGAUAGAUCAUUUAUUUGAACUAAAAGAGUUGUUAAGGAACUAUGUGGACAAAAUUCAUAAUGAAAUGUCCAAAGUAAAACCAACUCGAAUAAGAAGUCACGGACCAGGGUUUGCGUCGGAGGACAAACCACCAAUAAAUGCGCCAAAAUGGAUGUUGGCCAAAUACAAAACUAAGACCGUAGAAGAGGAGAAUAAAGUCGAUGAAGCCGAUGAAGUUGAAAGUGAGGAUGAAGUCGAUGGGAGUAAUAAAGUCGAUGGGAGUAAUGAAGUCGAUGGGAUAAUGGAGUUGAUGAAGAGGAGAAUGAAGAUGAUGAAGGAGAAGAAUGAGAUUGAAACUUCGUAG